This is a messenger RNA of Megalops cyprinoides (Indo-Pacific tarpon), 5549 nucleotides long. It is a transcript of the gene c4, whose product is annotated as complement component 4. The record is from RefSeq and is a predicted model, not a curated record. Gene Ontology annotation, cellular component: extracellular region. The transcript is spliced from 42 exons. Gene Ontology annotation, molecular function: endopeptidase inhibitor activity; protein binding. Bases 113 to 5275 code for a protein of 1720 amino acids. Gene Ontology annotation, biological process: complement activation. Lineage: Eukaryota; Metazoa; Chordata; Actinopteri; Elopiformes; Megalopidae.
GAGAAAUGUGCACAGUGAGCUCAUUUAGCAACUUGGACCUUUUCAUCUGACUGAAGUGCAUGGUAUUGCAAUAAGAGGGAAUUUGAAACUGAAGACGAGCCUGGAAUUUCUAAUGAAGAUGGCCAAGUUGUCAAUCCAGAUGGAGUUAUCUCUGAUUCUCAUCAUAUCUGCUCUGCUGGCAACAAGUGCACAGAAACCACUGUAUCUGAUCACAGCUCCCAACAUUGUUCAGCUGGAUGUGGACGAGACGGUGGCGAUCCAACUCCAUGAAGCCACCAAGCCUGUCACGGUGACACUGUUUUUUAAGCACCAGACAGCAGACAUGACCGUCUCAAAACAAGAAACUGUGGUACUCAAUGCAGGCAACAAUUACCAGGAAGUGGUCAAACUUAAGGUGGAUCCAGCCUUAUACAAAAAUGCAAGGGAAAAAAAGAGACAGAGAGAAAGUUCCACUCAUUAUGUCCAGCUAGUGGCAGAAAGCCCUGAUCUUCAUGGAACUAAGACACAAAAUAUAAUUUUGUCCACCAGAAAGGGCUACAUCUUUAUCCAGACCAACAAACCUAUUUACAACCCAGGAGAAAUCGCAAAUUUUAGGGUCUUCACAUUGGACAACUACAUGAUGCCCAAAGAUGAGGCCAUUGCACUGAGAAUAUUUAAUUCCAAAGGUUUGAUGAUAUAUAAACGUACGGUGCAGUCGAAACAAAUUCUUCAGGAUCAUGUAGCCAUCCCUGAUGUUGAGCAGGCUGGCCAUUGGAAAAUAGUUGCCUCAUUCUUAAACUCACAUUCUCAGACUGCAUCAAAUACCACUGUGGAAUUUGAAGUCAGAGAAUAUGUUCUUCCAUCAUUUGAGGUGAAAAUUGAGCCGGCGCAACCAUACUAUGUACUCAAAGAAGAGUCCUUUGAUUUCAAUGUGUCUGCCAGGUACACUUACGGGAAGGGUGUCCAUGGUAUAGCUUAUGUAAGAUUUGCCGUUAUCGACGAACAAGGGAAUAAGACCUUUCUACCUGGCAUUGAAGUACAGACUGCAAUCCAAGAUGGCAGUGCAGCAUUGACCCUGCUCACAAAGGAUCUGCGAGAACAGGCGCAAAACCGAAGCAUUAAUCUGGACAACUGUCGUCUUUACAUUGCAGUUACAGCCCUAGAAACCGCCAGUGGAGAGCUGGAAGAGGCAGAGAGCAGCACUGUGAAGAUUGUUACCACUCCUUACACAAUUGACUUGUCAAAAACAAAACAGUAUUUCACGCCUGAGGGGAUGUUUUCUAUUCUGGCUACUGCAACCUUCCCAGAUGGGACCCCUGCCCCGCACCUGCAAAUGAGGGCCACAGUUAGGGUGAACGAGCUUGCAGAGGAAUCUAUUGUUCUGCAAGGGUCAGGGAACAAUGCUGGCGAUGCUGUAUUCACCUUCAAAGUGCCCCAGCUGGCAAAAUCUCUGCACAUCAAGGUUUUUGCACAAGGAGAGGAUCAGGAUGUUGUCCGCAGCGACGCACACAUGAGUGCCACUGCCACCAGCUCCCAAAGCGGGAGUUACCUGAGCGUGGAGGUGCCCCACCUCAUCCUAGAACAGGGGCAAGAAAUGACUGUCACUUUCAGAGAUAUUACACACCCUGGAAGCGAAAGGCCCUCACACAUUUAUUACAUGAUUUUGAGUAAAGGCAAAGUGGUGCAAGUGAACAGGGUUGCACGGACAGAUGUCACGUCUGUCAGCCUGCCAUUCAGUCACGACCUGGUCCCUGCCUUCCGUGUGGUGGCCUAUUACUACAUAAAUCACCAGGGGGCGCCAAAGAUUGUGGCAGACUCAGUGUGGGUUGAUGUCCAAGAUGUCUGCAAAGGGCAGCUAGAAGUCCUGCCCUUCCAGCCAGAAUAUACACCAGGAAGCAAGAUAGACGUGAUGGUUCGUGCAGACAAGGGAAGAGUAGCACUGGCUGCAGUGGACACUGCAGUGUACAUAGUUAACAAGCAAAACAAGCUGACUGCCCAGAAAAUGUUUGAUUACAUGAACUCUUAUGACCUGGGCUGUUCCAUUGGUGGAGGAAAAAACCAUGAAUCUGUUUUCAAAGACGCUGGCCUCACUUACCUAGGGAGCAGUACCAUGGCACCAAAGAUAGAUUACACCUGUGACGGAAGGAAAUCACGGACAAAGAGAUCAUAUACACAUUUCCAGGAAUUCUCUGCCAUUGUGAACAGAUAUGGUCCAAGCUCAGCAGAGAGAAAGUGCUGUAAUGACGGAGCCAAGCUCAACAUGAGACUUUCCUGUGAACAGCGUCAUGCCAAGACUCUCCACCAGUCUGCCGAGUGCCGCGCAGCCUUCCUGAAGUGCUGCAAAGACGCCACAGCACUGAGAGAGAAGAUCAGAAGAAGCAAGAAGAAAUACAGUCUGGCCAGAUCGGAGAGUGACGAGGAAGAGGACGCCAUCGACGAGACAAACAUCAAGCUCCGCAGCCACUUCCCACAGACAUGGAUGUGGGAGACCGUGAACGUGGGCACCUCUGGUCUUGUAAGGCAUCCUGUUACCCUUCCAGACUCCAUAACCACUUGGGAGGUUCAAGCCAUUGGCAUGUCCACCACAAAUGGGUUUUGUAUAGCUGAACCUAAGCCCCUGAAGGUCUUCCAGGACUUCUUUGUGUCUGUAAAAUUGCCUUACUCGGUUAAAAGGAAUGAGCAACUUGAGGUGAAAGCUGUCGUCUAUAACUAUGGGCCAGAACUUUUACAGGUGACAGUUAAGAUGACCUCUGUGGAUGGCCUGUGCAGUGCAGGUGGUGACAAGGACAAGCAGGUGGUGUCAGUGCCAGGGAAUUCAGCAGUGCCCGUCUACUUUGUGGUCGUCCCUCUGAUUAUUGGCGACAUUCCCAUCCAAGUGACUGCCUACACCUCUAUGAAAACAGCUGAUAGAAUAGAGAAGAAACUCAAGGUUGUGGGAGAAGGGGAGCUCGUCUCUGUGCAUCAAGAACAUAACAUUGAUGGAAGAAAUGCUAAACAGCUGGAUAUCCACAUCCCAGCUCCUUCAGAUGCUGUACCGGAUGGGGAGUCCAAUACGUUGAUGAGCAUCAAAGGUGGAGUGAUGGGACAGUCUGCGGAGAACUGUCUGAACCUGGAGGGUGUGGAAAAGCUGAUUACGCUGCCCACGGGCUGCGCGGAGCAGACCAUGACGAAGAUGUCCCCCGCCGUCCGCGCCAUGCUGUACCUGGACGCAACCAACCAGUGGCUGAACCUGAAUCCCGACCGCAGGAAUGAAGCUAAGGACAUGAUCCAGAAAGGCUACAACAGAAUCCUGACACACAAGAAUGCUGAUGGCUCAUAUGGGUCUUUUUCAAAUGCAGCUCGCAGUGUUUGGCUCACGGCAUUCGUAGCAAAAGAGCUGACUCGCAGCAGAGAGAUCAUUACCGUGCAGGAUUCCUACAUUCAAGAGUCCAUGUCCUACUUAGUGUCCAAACAGCAUGCCACGGGUGCCUUCAGUGAUCCAAACCCUUUCUAUAGCGGACACUUGCAGGGUAGUGGUGGAGGGAUAGAUGGAGAGGCGUCGUUGACAGCAUUUGUGCUAGUGACGAUGCACCACACCUUGCCUGUGUAUCCUCUUGGAGAAGGCACCGAAUUGAGAAUGGCGAUGGUAAAAGCUCAACAGUAUCUAGAACAGAAGCUGGGGUCAUUGAAGAGGCCCUUUGCAGUUGCGAUCACCGCCUACGCCCUCUCUCUAUCCAUGCCCCAGAGCCCCACUGCCAAGCUGGCUCACGCGAAGCUCCGAGAGAUCGCCAUCUGUGACCGGGAGAAGGGAAUCUGCCACUGGGCGGAUGAGGAGAAUCCGGAAGGUGAGAAAAAAGCCCGCAGCGUUACCCAGGCCAACUCCGGCUCCGUGGAGAUGACAUCAUAUGCCCUGCUGGAGGCGCUGUUGGGGGAGGACAGGUCAUAUUCCACAAGCAUUGCCAGGUGGCUCACAGAGCAGCGCCAGUACGGGGGUGGGUUCCGCUCCACACAGGACACAGUUGUGGCCCUGGAGGCCCUGUCUGAGUACAGCAUCCAAGACAAUGAUGUUCAGGACCUUGACCUGAACGUGGAGGUGUGUCUCGAAAGAGGGAGAAGGGAGAGAUUGCUCAUCACCAAAAGAAACGCCCUCACCCAACCUGCCAUCCAGGUCAUAGGAGGAAGUGUUGUCUCUGUCAGCACAUUGGGUGUCGGAAAAGGAACCGUGUCGCUUGUUCAUACAUAUAGAACUAUGAAAAGGGCUGAUUCAUAUUGUGAUUAUUUUCACUUAAACAUCAGCUUGGAAGGAGAGGUGAAGUAUGAAAAGCGACUGGAUGAUCUUGAGCUGGAUGACUACUAUAACUAUGAGACAGGGGAGGUGGGGGAGGCACAAGAGGAGCCCUUGAGUAGGGUGGAGUGGUUUGACCUGCGCACACGCCGGAAGAGGCAUGCCCCGGAGAUACCAACGAGGGAGAGUACCCUCAUCUACACAGUGUGUUUAAGAACGAAUGGAAUGAAUUCUACUGGAAUGGCAAUAGUGGACAUCUCGCUUUUAAGUGGAUUAGAACCAAACAUGCAGGAUCUUGAAGAUCAUGUGAAGGGCACAGAAAAGUAUAUUGAUCAUUAUGAUCUCGGACCAAACAAAGUAUAUCUGUAUUUUAAUAAGAUUACAGACAGCAUGGAGUGUGUGACCUUCAGGGCCACUCAGAUCACUCCUAUAGGCCUGGUACAGCCAGCCGGUGCUGUUAUUUACGACUACUACAACCCAGAGAGGAGGUGCAGUGUCUUCUACAGCGCCCCUCAGAAGAGCAACAUGAUCUCUAAGCUGUGCAGUGAGGACGUGUGCGCCUGUGCAGAAGGUGGCUGUCCUAAAACCAUAGUCACAUUUAGCAAGAACAUGGGAGCAGAUACCCGUAACAGCUACGCCUGCUUCUCUCCCAUUGUGGACUACGUUUACUUGGUCAAGGUCCUCAAGCAAACAGAUGAUGGCGUGUUUACGUAUUACACCAUGUUGGUCACCAAAGUCCUGCAGAUACAUAAGGACAAUGCCAUCAUGAGGAAUGCGGUGCGUGAAAUGAUCGUACGGAAAAGCUGCUCGUUUAACAUGAAGCUCAACAAGGAGUACCUGAUGAUGGGCAAAAAGUCGACCAUAACACACACUACCGAUGACAACCAACAGCCUAGGUACAUCCUUAACAAUGACAUGUGGAUUGAAGAAAUACCAGAGGAGGGGAAAUGCAAGGCAACGAAGAACCGCAGGGCGUGUCAGCUUCUGAAAGACUUCAUACAACAGUAUGAGCUGAACCAGUGUGCUCUUUAAUCAGAGGAGAGUAAACUGCGUUCUCGGGAUGUGCCUCUGCAUUAACACACAGGACUUUUAAUUCAACGCUAAUCUGUUUCUUGGGUUUUCAUGAAUCUGCACACACUGUAUUUACCAAUAGUAUGUGAUGAUUUAAACACAAAUUUAUGAAAUGCUGCUCUGUUAACCAUCAUGUGCUUUUAUUACCAGUGUGAAUAUCAUAGAGACUCAAGAGCUGUGUGUUCACAGAAAAAUAAAUACAAAUAAACUUAACACUGAAAAUUUAACAUUGAAA